UAAUAGAAACGCGACAAAGCAUAAACAAUAUGGCUGCGAAAAGGAAAGCAGACGAUGUUAACUUGAAAGGGUCUUCGCGCAACUGUACCGAACCUUUCCGUUUGCCAUCGAUUGUGAUAGAUGGUCGACAUGUACGAUUUAUUAUGAUGGGAGAAAACAGCUUGUUUUAUAUAUCAGAGAAUCUUUUACAGAAUUGUCAGCAGCCAUUGUUCUUGGGUACGGAUGUCCUUGCAGGUAUAAAACAGGAUACCAAAAACCACACCCGCAUCCAUGCCCGAUUUGCCACACAGGGUCUUGCAACAAAACUUGUAUUCACAGAUGUACGGAUUGAGGGAAUCAACAACAGUGGGACAGUAUGGUUCUACAGCAUUCAGGGCAUGUUUCAGGCAGUGUUUGAGUAUCAUGCAGUCAGCGUGCAGCGUCACUGCUUACAACACCUUACAGAUGUAUGGCUGAAAACUAGUUCAGGUGACCUCUUGGCAGAAAUGUACAAUAUUUCUCCAACAAACUUGAUACUGUCUAUGGGCCUUGACUGCCCCCUGGGCUCAAGAACUCCAUUGUGUGGACUAUCUCAAAUGAAGUCUGAAAACAAACAUUACAGUGAGAUGCCAGAAAGAGAAGAAGUGUUAGGAAAAAGUGGAAAACGGAUGUGUGAUUUAAUUUCACUAUGGAUAGAAGAUGCCAGCAGACUAAGGGAGGGCAUUUCAACCAAUGAAGAGAAGAUGGAUUAUCAAAAGGAAAUACCCAAAACAUCAGGCCUUCGGAAGUCUAAAGUGGAUAAAACCAAGGAAGACACAAAUGAAGGAAGAUUUAGUGAAGGAUCUGUUACCGAUGAAAUAAAAAAGAUCAGUUUUACUACUCUUGUGUUAGAUUUUCUCCAUAAUGCUCUGAAAAUUCUUCAAAUUCCUAAAGACAUGUCCUUUAUGUCACAGCUCAUGCAGCUGUUGACUUCUGCCUUGGACAACAGUUUGGCAUCAGAUCAUGCAUCAGGGGACAGUUUUGGACUUGGUCCAGUUCACACAGCUGUGCUCACAAGCAUCAGCAAGUGGCUUGGUGACGAAUUUCACCAUCUGGAAGCAGCCAUAUCGAGCAAGGUGACCUCUUUUAAACAACGAAACAUUAAUUCCAUUGACAAUCUUCCCCCAGCAGAGCAAGUUGUAAAUGAAAUUUUCCCGUCAUGUAUGAUUCAGUUGGUUAGCACUUGGAUUGGGCUUACAGAACUUCAGUCAGCUGACUCUUUACAGAUGGACCAUAAUUAUGGCCACAAAAGAAGCAUGGGAGAGCGACCUACAGGUCUAAACAGGAACCUGUACCCAGUAAUCCAGCACAUUCUUGAGUUAACCAACAAUUCUUUAGUCAGUGGUGUUGCCCAUGUAGUGUAUUGUCAACUGCGUCAUGCAUCGUGACACUGACUAUUAUCACUUCUAUCUUUUCCUAAUCUCCUCCAGAAAAAAUAUAUCAGAAUAACAAUUACAAACGAUUAAAAUCAACAAACAUGGACUCCAGAGGGCCGAAGAAAACGAGGCUGCCCAAAGGAAACUUGGAGAAGAACAAUGGAAAGGGAGAUGAAAG
Messenger RNA from Pomacea canaliculata, 1572 nucleotides. RefSeq lists its product as uncharacterized. The transcript has 4 exons. The record is from RefSeq and is a predicted model, not a curated record. Bases 30 to 1406 code for a protein of 458 amino acids. Lineage: Eukaryota; Metazoa; Mollusca; Gastropoda; Architaenioglossa; Ampullariidae.